Manis javanica (Malayan pangolin) is the source of this 1023-nucleotide messenger RNA. Lineage: Eukaryota; Metazoa; Chordata; Mammalia; Pholidota; Manidae. The record is from RefSeq and is a predicted model, not a curated record.
UCAGAGAAUUGAAGGACUCCAAAUCAGCAAAUCAUUAAGUAUGUUUGGACAGUCUAUCUCUGGACAAAUUGAUGCAGAUAAUAAUGGAUAUGUAGAUAUAGUGGUUGGUGCUUUUCGGUCCAAUUCUGCUGUAUUGCUAAGGACAAGACCUGUAGUGAUUGUUGAAGCUUCUUUAAACCAUCCUGAGUCAGUAAAUAGAACAAAUUUUGGCUGUAUUGAAAAUGGAUUGCCAUCUGUGUGUAUGGAUCUAACCGUCUGUUUCUCAUAUAAGGGCAAGGAGGUUCCAGGUUAUAUUGUUUUGUUUUAUAACGUGAGUCUAGAUGUGAACCGGAAGAUAGAGUCUCCAUCGAGAUUUUACUUUUCCUCUAAUGGAACAUCUGAUGUGAUCACCAGAAACAUAAAGGUGUCAAGCAAAGCAGCUAACUGUAGAACACAUCAAGCCUUUAUGCGGGUAAUGUAAACUAGUUUUUAUUAAUGAGUAUGUAAACUUUAAUAUUAUCAAUACAGUAAAAAAGUUUAUUGCAUUGCUAACUUUGUAUAAAACAUAGUUUAAAGCAGGUGUUAUUGUCUCCUGAACUAGCUGACCAGUUGUUCCAGAGUCAAAAUGUUAGACAAUCCUGUGACCUGGAUUCAAAGUCCAGUUUUUGCAUCUUCUUAAUUUCACAUUAUCAUCACAUUUUACUGGGUCACUAUUUUUAAAGGUUUGCCUUUUCCUUUUUACAAUUGAGUUUACCUAUCCCUGUUUGUACCCUUGCCUAGAGAUGUAGAUAUUGAGCAGCUCUGCUGAGCUUCAGAUCUAUUCUGUAGCAGGUUUAAUUUUUUGCUGGGGGGCUGGCAGGGGUCACAGGGAAGUUGCUUUGUUUUUCAUGCGGCUCUAAUAAAGCAGACUCCAACAUGCCUGCUCUUGGAGUACGUCUCUGUCUCUGGGCCAGCAUUGUGAGUGAUGUCAGUGGGAACUCACACAGUUGUGCUGCUGGGGGGAUCAUCUGUGGGCCAGGACAAGGACUCUCAUGAUGGCUUGGG